AUGAAUGCUUCGGGUAUCCCGAAGUAUGUUAAAUAUGUGAAGGACAUUGUGGCCAGCAAGAGGAGGCUCAUGGAGUAUGAAACUGUAGUACUUACUGAGGAAUGCAACUCUAGGAUCCAAAAUAGAUUGCCAAAAAAGUUAAAAGAUCCGGGUAGUUUUACUGUGCAGAUUACAAUUGGGAAAUGUGUUGAGCCCGCGGAUUGUGUGAUUAAGGAGCGAGCCUGGGGUGGUGGUGGUAGAAGAUGUGUUAGUUCCAGUAGGUUAAUUAAUUUUCCUAUAGAUUUUGUGGUCUUAGAUUUUGAAGUUCCAUUCAUUUUGGGAUAUCCAUUCUUGGACACGGGUAGGGCAUUGAUUGAUGUAGCAUCUGGUCAACUAACUAUGAUGGCGCAUGAUAAGGUUGAGGUAUUCGAUGUUUACUGCGUUUUAAAAUUGCCUUUUAUCUAUGAUGUGUUUUCUGCUAUUACUGUGGUUGAUCAAUUAGUAGAAUCACAAGUAGUUGUGCCUGAAGAUCUCUUAGAGAGACUGUUAACAGGUCACGAGGUAGAUGGAGAUACUGAGGCCUAA
Messenger RNA from Solanum stenotomum, 564 nucleotides. RefSeq lists its product as uncharacterized. NCBI's taxonomy places the organism in Eukaryota, Viridiplantae, Streptophyta, Magnoliopsida, Solanales, Solanaceae. The record is from RefSeq and is a predicted model, not a curated record. Bases 1 to 564 code for a protein of 187 amino acids. The transcript has 3 exons.